CAGCAGCAGCAGCAGCAGCCACCGCCGCCGCGGCCUCCCUUGGCUUCCCCGCCCCUCUCUCGUGCAGCUCAGGCGGCGGCGCUUGUUUACCGGGGGCGAAGGCAGGGAGGCCGAAGGAGGGGAGCGCUUGGGGUUCAGGUGCCGCCGCCGCCGCCGAGGAGGAGGAGGCGCAUGGCGUGAAGCGGGGCCUGGCUCGGAGGCCAUGGAGGCUCCCUCCCGGCGCUGGCCUGGGCCCUGGCCGCCCUUGGCCCUGGCGGCGCUGGCCCUGGCCCUGGCGGCCGCCCUCCUCGCCGACGCCCAGGCCGAACGGGGCGGCAGUGGCAGCGGCAGCAGUGAGCCCCACGUUUGCCAGAGCAUUGACAUUCGCAACAACAUCACCCACCUAAGUCUCCUGGAGAACUGCACUGUGAUUGAGGGACACCUACAGAUCCUGCUCUUGUUCCACACCAAGGCUGAGGACUUCCGGGAUGUCAGUUUUCCCCGGCUGAUCAUGAUCACGGACUACUUGCUGUUCUUUCGGGUUUAUGGCCUGGAGACUCUCAAAAAGCUUUUUCCUAAUCUUAGUGUGAUCCGAGGGACUCGCCUCUUCUUCAACUACGCUCUGGUCAUCUUCGAAAUGCUCCACUUAAAGGAGAUUGGCCUUUAUAACCUUAUGAACAUCACCCGCGGUGCUGUACGGAUCGAGAAGAACUAUGAGCUCUGUUAUCUGUCCACCAUUGACUGGUCUCGGAUUUUAGACUCGGUGGAAGACAACUACAUCGUAGAGAACAAGGCUGACAAGGAGGAAUGUGGAGACGUGUGCCCGGGCUUCAUGCAAGGGAAAAGCAUCUGCUCGCCCAUUGUCAUCAAUGGUGUUUUAAUUGAGCGCUGUUGGACCCAUGAGCAUUGCCAGAGAGUGUGUCCACCCACCUGCAAGUCCCAGGGCUGUACCCCAGAUGGGAAGUGCUGCCAUGCAGAAUGCCUGGGCAACUGCCAGGAGCCCAAUGACCCCGAGAAGUGCGUGGCAUGCCGGAACUACAUGUUGGACGGCAAGUGCAUGGAGACAUGCCCUCCCAACUAUUAUCGCUUCCAGGGCUGGCGCUGCGUGACCUUCAAGUUCUGCCUGGAGCGCCAUAACUCCUGCAAGACCGCCAGAGGGUCCAACUGCUACGUCAUCCACAAUGGCGAAUGUAUCUCUGAGUGCCCCUCCGGGUACACCAUGAACUCUACCAACCUCCUCUGCACCCCCUGUGCUGUUUGCCCCAAGGUCUGCCACCUGGGGAAGGGAAAAGUCAUUGACUCGGUGAGUGCUCAGGAGCUCCGAGGCUGCACUGUCAUCAUGAGCUUGAUCAUCAACAUCCGCGGGAGUGAAUCGGGAAACAACAUGAAGGCACACAUGGAAGCCAACCUUGUGUUUGAUUUGAAGAAACUCACAGGCUACUUGAUGACAAUCUGCCCGUUCCUAUUGCCCCUUGGUUCUCACUCUCCUUUUUUCCGCAAGCUCCGUCCUCAUCAGAGGCAAGAUUUAGAAGCAGGGAACUACUCCUUCUCUGCUCUGGACACCAGAACUCCGGAUCUGUGGGAAUGGAGCAAGCACAUCACCAUUGACCGUGGGAAGCUCUUCUUCCACUACAACCCCAAACUCUGCCUCGAGAUCCACAAGCUGGAGGAGAUCUCAGGGACAAAGGGGCCAGAGAAGAAUGACAUCGCAACUCAGACCAAUGGGGACCGAGCCGCUUGUGAGAACGAAGUACUCAAGUUUUCCCUCAUAAAAACGUCCCAUGACAAGAUUGUGCUGAAGUGGGAACCGUACUGGCCACUGGACUUCCGCGACCUCCUUGGCUUCAUGCUGUUCUACAAGGAAGCGCCCUUUCGGAAUGUGACAGAAUUCGACGGGCAGGAUGUCUGUGGCUCCAACAGCUGGACAGUGGUGGACAUUGACCCUCCUGCUCGGCCAACAGAUAGUAAGCUGCCAACCCACCCUGGGUUCCUGAUGCGAGGCCUGAAGCCCUGGAUGCAGUAUGCCAUUUUUGUGAAGACCCUGGUCACCUACUCAGAUGAGCGCAAAACCUAUGGGGCAAAGAGUGAGAUUAUCUAUGUUCAGACCAAUGCCUCUGUGCCUGCCGUCCCCACAGACCCGAUCUCUGUGUCCAACUCUUCGUCUCAGAUUAUUCUGAAGUGGAAGCCACCCUCUGAUCCCAACGGAAACAUCACACACUACUUGGUAUCCUAUGUGCAGCUGCAUGAAGACAAGGAGCUCUAUGAACUGGACUACUGCCUGAAAGGUUUGAAGGUGCCAUCCCGGAACUGGUCCCCACCUCUGGAGUCGGAUGACACCCACAAGCCCAAUCAGAACGAGACCGAGGAGAUCAAUGGAGAGUGUUGCUCCUGUCCCAAAACCGACUCCCAGAUCCAGAAGGAGCUAGAGGAGUCAGCCUUCCGGAAGACCUUUGAGAAUUACCUCCACAAUGAGGUGUUCGUCCCAAGGCCCAUGAGGAGACGAAGGGAUGUUGGCAGCGUAGCAAAUGGUACCGUGGUUCCUGCCACCACCCUGGGCUUGGCAAAUGCCUCCACUGUGGCGGCUGAAGAGCCCAGUCCCUUCGUGAUGGUGGUCCUGAAGGAGUCGGUGGUCAUCUCUGACCUGCGGCACUUCACGGGCUACCGGAUUGAGAUCCAGGCCUGUAACCGGGAAGCCCCUACGGAAUGCAGCGUCUCCACCUACGUCAGUGCCAGGACCAUGCCAGAAGCAAAAGCAGACGACAUUGUUGGGCCUGUCGCUCAUGAGCUGGUAGACAAGAGCACUGUACACUUGAGAUGGCAGGAGCCCCAAGAGCCCAAUGGACUCAUCAUCCUCUAUGAGGUGAACUACGGACGCCUUGUCGAAUCUGAGGAACAACACUACUGUGUCUCUCGCCGGCAUUUCUCCAUUGACCAGGGCUGCAAGCUGAAGGCGCUGCAACCUGGGAACUACAGCGCACGUGUCCGAGCCACCUCAUUGGCAGGCAACGGGUCCUGGACGGAGCCUGUGUACUUCUUUGUUCCUGAUUACCUGAACGUUCCCCCCAGCCUUGUGAGCAUUAUCGUCCCAAUCGUUUUUGUCAUCAUCUUCAUCAUGCUUCUUGGUGGCACAUAUGUUUUCAUCAGAAAAAGGCAAACAGAAGGACCGACGGGGCCGCUCUAUGCAUCUUCCAACCCUGAGUAUCUCAGCGCCAGCGAUGUGUACAUCCCUGAUGAGUGGGAAGUCCCUCGGGAGAAGAUUGCCCUCCUGCAGGAGCUGGGCCAGGGGUCCUUCGGCAUGGUCUAUGAGGGUGUUGCCAAAGACAUCAUCAAGGGGGAGGCUGAGACCCGGGUGGCAGUCAAGACCGUGAAUGAGUCAGCCAGUCUGCGGGAGCGCAUUGAGUUCCUCAACGAAGCCUCUGUCAUGAAAGGCUUCAGCUGUCACCAUGUGGUCCGCCUCUUAGGGGUGGUGUCCAAAGGGCAGCCCACACUAGUGGUCAUGGAGCUGAUGGCCAACGGAGACCUAAAAAGCUACUUGAGGUCCUUGCGCCCGGAUGCAGAGAACAACCCUGGCUGCCCACCCCCAACCCUCCAAGAGAUGAUCCAGAUGGCUGCAGAAAUUGCCGACGGCAUGGCUUACCUCAAUGCCAAGAAGUUUGUCCACAGAGACCUGGCAGCCCGGAACUGCAUGGUAGCGGAAGACUUUACUGUCAAAAUUGGAGACUUCGGCAUGACCAGAGACAUCUAUGAGACAGACUACUACCGCAAAGGAGGGAAGGGCUUGCUGCCAGUGAGGUGGAUGGCCCCGGAGUCCCUGAAGGAUGGUGUCUUCACAGCCUACUCUGAUGUGUGGUCUUUUGGCGUCGUUCUUUGGGAAAUCAGUGGUUUAGCAGAGCAGCCAUACCAGGGACUCUCCAAUGAGCAAGUCCUGAAGUUCAUCAUGGAUGGCGGUUGUCUAGAGCAACCCGAAAACUGUGCAGAGCGGCUCCACAGCCUGAUGCAGAUGUGCUGGCAGUACAACCCCAAGAUGCGCCCCUCAUUCACAGAGAUCAUUGAGAUGCUGAAGGAAGACCUCCACCCCUCCUUCCGAGAGGUCUCGUUCUUCUACAGUGAAGAGAACAAACCACCCGAAACAGAGGAGUAUGAGCUGGACUUUGAGAACAUGGAGAGCAUCCCGCUGGACCCAGCCUCCUACUCACAGCGGGACGAAAUUCUGGGGCAGGACAGCAUCCCCUCGGUGGGCCUGAAAGGGAACUACGAGGAGUACAUCCCUUACACCCACAUGAAUGGGGGCAAGAAGAAUGGGCGGAUCCUUUCCAUGCCCCGCUCGAGCCCUUCCUAACAGCAGCCGCCCACCGGGCUGUCUUUCUUUCUCUACACAAAUCUCAGGACUUGCAGUAUUGCUGACGAAGCAUACGGAGAUAUAUGGACUUGCUUUCUUUUCAGAUUUUUAAUCAUCAGAAGAUUAAAAUGGACACAGAGGCAGGAUUGGGGAGGGGGACAAUGUCUCCUCGCAUGCUUCUGUUUUGUGUGUUUUUCUUGGGUGCAAAAGCUGACUCACUGUCAGCUGGCUUUUUGUCGGUGAAACACAAAUGAACAAUUCUGUGGCUGCUGAUUUCUUCCUUCACACUACACUGUGCCCGAGAGACAUGGGGACCGUGCAAAGGAGGAAGGAUUUCCACCCGCCUCAGCCUUUGCCUGGUUAGAGGGAACCUUCUGGGCACCUCUGCCCUGGCAAGAGGGAAGGGAGCCCCAUGCUGGAACGUCCCCCAGCACAACCGAAAGUCGUUCUCCUUCCCUUGCCUCUUCAGAACUGGGAGUUCUGGUCUCUCUUCUUUCUGAAAGGCUGAAGGAUCUUCAAGAUGUGUCAAACACGGACUCUCUCUCUCUCUUCCCUCUGAUUUGACCAACAGUUGCUGCUUUUCUUUUUAAUGGGUUAAGCCGUGUGUGUGCGCGUAUGUAUGUGAUUUUAGUGUGUGUGUAGACACAUGCACAUACACAGAUAAACCACACACACACACGGAGGUGUAAGUGAAAAUUGAGUGAGUCUUUUUUGUACAUAACAGUUUUAUCUCUGCUGCAGAGUGUGUGUGUUGCUCCCGUCUUUGCCCGAUCUCCACACCUGCCCCACAAACUCCUCCGGCAUGAAUGAAUUCUGAAUAGAUUAUUUUUAUAUGGAAGAAUUCUUGGGGGGAUGGGAUUCCCUGCACCCCCCUCCCCUAUGCGAUUCAGCAAAGCGAGGUAGCCAAACAGUAGCCAACCUCUUCCUCCGCUUCAGGGUUUUGUGCCAGGGCUUUUGGGACUAAGCAAGGAGGCUGCCAUUGCCCCCUACCCUCCUCACCCUCUUUCCUCAAGAUUCUCAAGGUCCAACUGGUGACCAUUAUGUGUCAGUCUGUCUGUGUGUACAUUUAUCUGUGUGUGUGUGUGUGUUGUGACAUAUUUAAAUCUUAGCCAGCAAGUCUCCCUAUAAAUUAUUGACACCUUCCGUGAACCAUAUUUAGUUUAGACUCCUUCAAGGAGAAUGUUGCUUGCCAGCUCCCUUUCUUGGUCUUCAAAACCAGCCUUAGAAAGUCUCUAAGCUGAAUUUUGGCAAGUGUUAACUGCUGGGAGGUGGUAAUGCACAAAACCUGUACUUUUAACAUUCAGAUAACAGUGCUGCGUGUGCGUGUGUGUGCUUCUGUUUAAUUUUUAAAGCUAGCUCGCUUGCAUUCUCUCAUAUAUAUACACACACCCAUUGUUGCACAAAUCCCAAAACAUUUGGCUGCUGGAGGUAAAACCUUUGGACAGGCAAAUAACAUCAACUGGAGUUCUUACAGCUCAGAAAGUGGUCAAAACUUCCUCCUACAUUAACUCAUUCAGCCAGUUUCUUUUCUUCUCCCCCUGCCUCAUUUUCCUUUCUUUUUAUGCCUUUUUGGGUGUCAUGUGCAGACAGUGCCAGGGAAAAAUCUGCCUAGGGCUUUAAAAAAUUCCUUUUUUUUACCACAACUCCAAGAAUGCCUCACCCCAGAAUUUCUUUUGGAGAGUUUUGGGAGUCUCAGUCCAGAAGCGGCCUUGUUUUUCCCCAAGCACUGUCUGUUCCUCUCCAUUUCUUGAAGGAUACUGAGAUGUGCGCUGUGAAUGUGAACGUUGAGCAUGACUUCUUCCACAACAGUCCAUUGGGAGGCAACCCUGCACGGACCCCAUUGAAAUCAGUAAGAGUUGUACUAGCCACCGCCACUGUCCUGACAAGUUUUUUGGGACAGACUUUGCUGCUUCUGAGAGAGCAAGAAUUUGAGGACCCCUCUAAAUCAGACACCCAGCAGCCCCCCUCCCCCCCCCAAAGAAGCUCCGAGGUAACUGGGAAUGAGAGGGAUGCAACAAAAAAAACCUCCCUAGACAUGUGGGACAAUUUAACCCCACACACACAUGCGCACCCAUGAACAUGGGAGGAUAUGGGCUCCUUGGCCCCCUUCCUUUGCCCCUCCAAAGGGCCCUUUUCACAUGCUGCAAGGUAGCUUCAUUCAUCUGCCAAGACCAAGGCCUCACCAAAACGCCUUUAUCUCUUGUGUCUUUUCCUGUCUUCUGAAUAAGCUUUUAAAAAAUUAGUUCCGUAUAAUGUGAAUUGUUGCUAAAGGGGGUGAGGUGGGAGACGGCUGCAGAAGGAUCUUAUUUUCUUGAUAGAAAAGCUAACACAUGUGCUUUGUUUAAAAAAAUGUAUAGAUUUUAAAGAGAGAGAAAAGCCACGCUCAUAAGGGGCCUUGGCAGUCUUUCUCCGUUUCCCUUUGGCACCUCAUCUGAAAUGCUUUAAUUUCUGUUUUUAAUUUGCUUUUUUGAGCCGGAAUGGACAGAUUUGAAUUUGUGGGCAGGAAAGCAAAACUGGCUCUCUCCUAGAGACUGGUGAGGAGCCCCGUACGGGUGCCUUCCAUUUGGCAGGGGCAUCUGGGGAGAAGAAUGGAUGUGGUGCAUGCCCUUUGCCAUGCGCUUAGGACACCAGGAAAAGGUGGCUGGGCAGAAUGGCCACAUCUCGUGUCCCCAGACAUUUGUUGAGGAGGCUGCAGCAAACAAACAUGCCACUGUCUAAGAAUGGCAUGUUUUCUCAGCACCAAGCUGGCUCCUUUUCCUUGGCAAAACAGCCUUUCCAUCCCACCCAACCACAGCCUUGUGGGGUGGGGGCUUUUGGCAGCAGUUCUGUGUGCUUCUUUCUGGAAGGGGACUGCAGGGCAGGAGCACUUUACCUCUUUGUCUCCUUAGAGAAUUCAGGCUGCUGGUAUGCUUAGCCAGUUCUUUCCCUUCCAGGCCGGUCUGUGGGCAACGGAGGUUUGAAGGGGAUGGGAAGAGGCCCACGGACUCCUCUUGCCUCUGGUCAUCUGAAGCAAAGUCACUUCUAGAUAUCCACCAUCUCUUGUGGGAGCUUGACUUUUAACCUAGGUUGGGCUUUGAAUUUUUAAAUGUUUGGCAGAAGGGGGUAACAAUCUGCUGCAGAGCCAUUUUGGCACGCUUGGGCAUGUGGAUCCUCUCCCCCUUUUCACUCACUGUUUUGGCAAGGCUGCAAGUGAGGACCUUUGCCUUCCGGUUCAUUGGCCUUAAUGCCUCUCUUUUGUGCACAUGCACAUAUCCUGGUAGCCUGGCAAGGGCAUGUCCCAUGUGAGGUGAGCAGUCCAGCAGGAGGGGGGCUGCUCUUGGUCUGGGACCCCAACGUAGGCCAGAUCUUUUGGGGAGAAAAAGAAGACCCUUUUCUCUGAGGUGGCUACUUGGAUUGGCCCUCCCAUUAUGCUCAUGUGUGGGAUGCAUGCUUAUAGCGAUACCCUUUUGGCCAUGUGUGCCUCUUUCAGCUCAGUAACCAUGUGCCCUGCCGAUGCAAGAAAAGUGCUGGGUUUUUUGUGCCUUGUCCCUCUCCAACUCCCACCUUAGAUGGUCAAGAGACCGAAAGGCCAGUUCUGGUCAGUAAGAUUUAAUUUGGUUUUUCACCAAGCUCUGUCCUGUGACUUUCAUGAGAGUUUCAAUCUGUAUUGAAGGUUUUGGUUCCACAUUUAGGCAUCUGCUGGGUGUUUUGGUUAUCGGUUCCUGUGGUCCCUGCGAAAUCCCAAAACAAUAUGGCCUCAGCUGGAUUCCUCCCCCCCCCCCCCUCGCUCUUCCCUGGCAUUUGCUCCCAGCUGUUACUUUUAUCCCAGCCUUCCAAAGCCUGAAGGACUUCUUGAUCUCUGAGACUUUUUCAGGUGUACAGUUGAUGUCGAUUAUGUCGUCCACAAUUGCUUUAUUAGGAUUGUGUGACUGUUGUUUUUGCAAUUAUUAUUUAUGGCGAGGGGUUGAAACAUGGCUCCGUAAUUCAAGUGGUCAUAGAAAAUGCCAAAAUCUUACCCAACUGCCAGGUGCUGAGGGAGGGAUCUUGAUGCCAGAGGUCAUGCUUUUCUUCUUUGGAGGGUAGUGAUGCCAUGGGGUUUGGGGGUUUUGAAGGAAGGGAAUGAUUGGGGGGACCAGCAGCCCCUUGCAAGCCAUUGAGCUACCAACGCGGAGAAAAACCUUUGCCAUGCCCCUGAGUGCCUGGGCACUGACUGCCCCUUCUCCCAUCAUGUGCCCACUUUGCUGCUCUUUUGUGUGUUCAGAGUGUCUCAGCAUGGAGGGGAGGGAGGGAGGGGGGUUUGCAGCAAAACCAGAAAAAAGAUACCUCUUCUUUCCAAGUAAUGGAUCAACAUAAUGUGCCAUGGUUUUGUUUUCAGAAGGGGGGAGGAGUGAAAUGAAUCUAUAGUAGACCCACUUGAUUUUUUCCAGUGCUUUUCAUAUAAAAGAGCCAAGCAGUGAUGUGUUCAGAGAGUAUCUUUGAAUAUAAAGUGGAAAACUUGCUGUGUGUAAAAUAUUGAACAAUUAACUGUUUAUAUUAGAGAAGAAAAUUCUGAAUAAAUUAUCCUGUAAUAUUCUCA
Messenger RNA from Sceloporus undulatus (fence lizard), 8873 nucleotides. Its product is annotated as insulin receptor-like. Gene Ontology annotation, biological process: positive regulation of phosphatidylinositol 3-kinase/protein kinase B signal transduction; multicellular organism development; cell surface receptor protein tyrosine kinase signaling pathway. Gene Ontology annotation, molecular function: phosphatidylinositol 3-kinase binding; insulin receptor activity; insulin receptor substrate binding. Gene Ontology annotation, cellular component: membrane; axon; insulin receptor complex. The record is from RefSeq and is a predicted model, not a curated record. NCBI's taxonomy places the organism in Eukaryota, Metazoa, Chordata, Lepidosauria, Squamata, Phrynosomatidae.